Molecule: messenger RNA, 677 nt
Organism: Labrus mixtus (cuckoo wrasse)
Lineage: Eukaryota; Metazoa; Chordata; Actinopteri; Labriformes; Labridae
Gene: mrpl34
Product: mitochondrial ribosomal protein L34
Exons: 3
Coding region: 85-459 (124 amino acids)
Biological process (GO): translation
Cellular component (GO): ribosome; mitochondrial large ribosomal subunit
Molecular function (GO): structural constituent of ribosome
Source: RefSeq, a predicted model, not a curated record
GUGUGGCUUCAUAUUCGCAGGGAGACUCGCAGAUCUGUGACAUUCACUGUUCUCAUGCCUGUGUGAACAGUUUAAAUAUCGAAAAUGAACAUUAUACAGUCGUCCUUUUCUCGACUGCGUGUGGUAUCUCUUUUCACCAGUUCACCUGCAGGGAACCUUGCAGUAACUGGCGUCUCUCACAUUAGAUUAUUCAGCAACUUGAUCGUGCCCAGAGCAGCUUCCGGGCCUCAAGUUUCCAGAUGUGGGCCUCUGUCUUCACAAGCCGAGGGUUCAGGAGUAUUCCAACAGCUUCCGUGGCAAUACCAGCAGGUACGGACACGGAAAAGAGGCAAUGAGUAUCAGCCCAAGAACAUCAAACGCAAGAGGACCCACGGCUGGAUCAAGAGGCUCAGCUCACAAGGGGGCAUCGAGGUGAUUCUACGACGCAUGUUUAAGGGACGCAAAUCCCUCUCACACUGAAGAUUCCUGUUUGAAAACUGCAAGACUUUAAGGAAACUUACAUUGAUUUCAAAAUGCUGGCAGUGUUCUACAAAGAACACUUGUAUUGGAUUCAGUGAAGAAACUUCUGGGUGAGAGGAUGAAAACUGGCUUUCGACAAAAAGAAAAAAAACUGCUGCAGACAAUGGAAAAAUGAAGCCUGGUGGUUUCACCCAGUGUUUUUGAUCCGUAUCAUUUUG